Trichophyton rubrum CBS 118892 is the source of this 540-nucleotide messenger RNA. RefSeq lists its product as uncharacterized. The transcript has a single exon. Bases 1 to 540 code for a protein of 179 amino acids. The record is from RefSeq and is a predicted model, not a curated record. NCBI's taxonomy places the organism in Eukaryota, Fungi, Ascomycota, Eurotiomycetes, Onygenales, Arthrodermataceae.
AUGCCCAACACCAUACCUUCAUCAAAGUAUCGGUCGGCAUAUUUUACGGAUUCCACGUCUAUUGCUUUCUCUUUUUUCCCCCUUUUUGCUCUGUUCUUUUUCUGUUUCGAGUGUUCCGUCACUUUUUUUCCUGUUUUCCUUGGUAUAUCCUCAAGUUUUCCCUCAGCCCUCUCCCUCCAUCUUUCAUUCAAAGGUAUUCCCCCCCUUCUACUUUCAUCCUGUGUCUCCUUAUCUCUCUCGCCUGUGGGGGUAAACCUGUACAAUUUCUCAAAUGCAAAUUCUCUUCCCUUAUCUCCAUGUCGGUACGGAAAUCAGGAGGGUAACAAUGGCCGUAAAUGCUAUUCUAUAAUUCUCUUGUCUUUUCCUUCCUUUGUUCUCUUCUCUGUCCUCUCUUCACCUUGUCUUUCUCUCUUUUUUGAACCUUUGUGUUUUUCUCUGUCUCCUCGCAUCUCUCUACCGCUUAUUCGUUUUUGGCGAAGUUUUUAUAUAGAAAAUGAUAGCAAUUCGAUGACGUUAAACAUGACUUCUUUACUCGUUUGA